AAAAAAAGGGAAUGCGUGUAAUGCAGAGAACAGAAUUACAGUGAAUCGAAGAAGAAGAAGAAGUAGGAUUCGUAGAAUUCUGGAUUGUUAAGAGGAGGAAGAAGAAGACGAGGGCAAAAUCGGGAUUUCGGUUGGGUGAGGAAGGGGGGGGGGGAGAAGAUGUCAGGAGAGGGGUACAGCGAUGAGACUCAUCUGCUGAGAUCCUCGAACGACAUUAACAAAGACGAGAACGGCGCCGUUUCGCCGGAGGACGACAACGACGGGGACGGCGAUGCCGACUUGGAAGCGCAGAGCCGGAAAAGUAGUAUCAGUCCGAGCAGUAGAGUCGGUGCUUUUAAGGAUCUGCUGCUGAAGCAUUUGGACGGCGUCGGAGGGCUUUCCGGUCGCCGGAACAGUUUCAAGAGGCUCGAUGGGAAUUGGGAUAGGGAUAGGGAUAGGGGUAGGGAGAGUAAUCGGAGAGAAAGUAGAGAGCGGCGAUCGCCUGUAGAUCAGCUGCGUCAUAGUAGUAAUCAUGACGCGCCGGCCGGAAUCGAUGGGAACGAUGAACUGGCCGAUAGUGCUCCGCCGGAGUGGGCUUUGCUUCUCCUCGGUUGCAUUCUCGGCCUCGCCACCGGUCUCUUUGUUGCCGCGUUUAACAAAGGAGUACAUGUUAUACACGAAUGGGCCUGGGCUGGUACUCCAACUGAAGGUGCUGCAUGGCUCCGUCUGCAGAGACUGGGCGAUACUUGGCAUCGAAUACUUUUAGUACCCGUCACAGGUGGGGUCAUUGUUGGCAUGAUGCAUGGUUUACUUGAAAUAUUGGAUCAAAUAAGACAGUUAAGUUCCUCCCAAGGGAAAGGAUUUGAUUUACUAGCUGGAGUCUUUCCCACAAUAAAGGCCGUCCAGGCAGCUAUCACACUAGGUACUGGUUGUUCUUUAGGUCCUGAAGGCCCUAGUGUAGAUAUUGGAAAAUCAUGUGCCAAUGGGUUCUCAUUAAUGAUGGAAAACAACAGAGAAAGGAAGAUUGCCCUCAUUGCAGCAGGUGCUGCUGCUGGAAUUUCUUCAGGAUUUAAUGCGGCAGUUGCUGGUUGUUUCUUUGCUAUUGAAACGGUGCUAAGGCCACUUCGAGCAGAAAACUCUCCUCCUUUUACUACCGCAAUGAUUAUAUUGGCUUCUGUUAUAUCGUCCACAGUAUCUAAUGUUUUACUUGGGACACAAUCAGCCUUUACAGUGCCUGUUUACGAUUUGAAAUCAGCUGCUGAAUUGCCCCUCUACCUUAUAUUGGGCAUGCUAUGUGGUGCUGUGAGUGUAGUCUUCAAUCGCUUGGUUGCUUGGUUCACAAAGUUUUUUGAUUAUAUCAAGGAAAGAUUUGGCCUUCCUGCGGUUGCAUGCCCUGCUUUAGGUGGUUUAGGAGCUGGGUUGAUUGCUCUCAAGUAUCCGGGAAUUCUGUACUGGGGUUUCACAAAUGUUGAAGAAAUCCUGCAUACUGGAAAGACUGCUUCCGCCCCUGGAAUCUGGCUGUUAACUCAAUUAUCAGCAGCCAAAGUUGUAGCAACAGCUUUAUGCAAGGGUUCUGGGCUUGUAGGUGGACUUUAUGCACCAAGCUUGAUGAUUGGGGCUGCUGUUGGCGCUGUAUUUGGGGGUUCAGCUGCAGAAUUGAUUAAUUCAGCAAUUCCAGGAAAUGCUGCCGUUGCUCAGCCACAGGCAUAUGCACUGGUGGGAAUGGCUGCUAUGCUGGCUUCAGUUUGUUCGGUGCCAUUGACGUCAGUUCUCCUUCUGUUUGAGCUGACAAAAGAUUACCGAAUAUUGCUUCCUCUCAUGGGGGCUGUUGGAUUGGCAAUUUGGGUUCCCUCUGUGGUAAACCAGGGAAAGGAGACUGAAGCAUCUGAUACACGGAAUUCUGCGAGAGGUUACUCUUCUGUUUCAGCUGCUGAAGAGAAAGAUGAAGUUAUUUGGAGACAACAUGAUAAUGGAGAUGAUAUGGAACUGUCUACUAUGGGGAAUACUUCUGAUUCUGAAUUAACUGAAGAAAUGCUUCUGGAGAAUCUAAAGGUUUCGCGGGCCAUGUCAAAGAAUUAUGUGAAGGUUUCUCUGACCGUAACUAUUGAAGAGGCAAUAAAAUCCAUGCAUGACAAUCAUCAGAAUUGUGUGUUAAUUGUUGAUGAUGAAGAUUUUCUGGAGGGAAUAUUGACAUAUGGUGAUGUUAGACGGUAUCAAUCAAGGAAGUCUUCUGAUACGUUGAAGAGCGAUUCUAGUUUUCUGGAUGAAAACACCUGUCUUGUUUCCUCUGUAUGUACUCGAGAAAUCAACUUUCAUGGGCGAACCCGAGGUCUAUUAACCUGUUAUCCGGACACGGGAUUAUUAAUGGCCAAGGAGCUAAUGGAGGCAAAAGAUAUCAAGCAGUUGCCUGUGGUUAAGCGUGGCAGACAACCACCAAAAGAAACGAGGCGAAGACUUGUUGCUAUUCUUCAUUACGAUUCAAUCUUGAUGUGUCUCAGGGAGGAGAUAAAUCACAGGAAAUCAAUUCAUCAACAUAGAAAAGAGAAUCUUGACGAAAUAACAAAUGGCCACUAAUUUCAGCAGCAGAGCUGUCACCGAACCUUAAUGUGUGACGGCCACUGCAAAAGAGAAGCUGAAAUCUCCAAGCAAAGCUAGGGAAUGAGCCCUCUGAGCUGGUUUUCUCUUUGAUGUUUGGAAUUUGGCUUGGAAAUGAGGUUGAUAAUGAAGUAUAUAUUCCCAGGCCCUUCAUUUGAAGGUCUAAAUUUCGUCAUGGGUUUUUUUGAUACCACAUUCAUAUGGGCAACCUAGUAAAUUGAUUUGCUUUUUGGUCAGACCUAGCAAAUUGUGUAUUGUAUAUGGAAAAUGCAAUUAAUAUGGAUGUUCAUGUACCUUACGGUGAAAGAUGCAAAAUACAAAUUACAAAUUAUGAGUUGAAUCAAAGAAUUCCAUUCACUUGUUUAA
Rosa rugosa (rugosa rose) is the source of this 2940-nucleotide messenger RNA. RefSeq names its product chloride channel protein CLC-f. Gene Ontology annotation, cellular component: Golgi apparatus; chloroplast; membrane. NCBI's taxonomy places the organism in Eukaryota, Viridiplantae, Streptophyta, Magnoliopsida, Rosales, Rosaceae. Gene Ontology annotation, molecular function: voltage-gated chloride channel activity. The record is from RefSeq and is a predicted model, not a curated record. Gene Ontology annotation, biological process: chloride transport; transmembrane transport. Bases 160 to 2553 code for a protein of 797 amino acids. The transcript has 9 exons.